Macadamia integrifolia is the source of this 1904-nucleotide messenger RNA. Its product is annotated as probable magnesium transporter NIPA6. Bases 288 to 1355 code for a protein of 355 amino acids. The transcript has 9 exons. NCBI's taxonomy places the organism in Eukaryota, Viridiplantae, Streptophyta, Magnoliopsida, Proteales, Proteaceae. Gene Ontology annotation, biological process: magnesium ion transport. The record is from RefSeq and is a predicted model, not a curated record. Gene Ontology annotation, molecular function: magnesium ion transmembrane transporter activity. Gene Ontology annotation, cellular component: membrane.
ACCUUUUUGUGAACUGGCAGGUGAGAGUAUAAAGACUCAUGAGCGAAGCUGCAUUUUCCCUCAUUCUACGACUUUCUUGACUUCUUGUCUUGUUGUCUUCCUAUUGAUCCAAGAAAAAUAGCUGAGACUCGCCUGAGACUGUGAGCUACUGCUCUUUUCACUCUAUCUUUAUAAUAAAAUCUCUAUUCUAGGGUUUCAAUUCUCUUGUUGGCAUCGAUUCGACAGAGUUCUCUGUUCCUGAACUCUUCGAAGUGUUAAAUUUCCAAUUGGUUUAGAACCAAUGAUCGAUGGCAAUGUCGUCGUUGGCGUACGUAGGAACUACUUUUUCCUCCGAUAAUCUAAAAGGGUUUAUUCUUGCGGUCGUCUCUAGUGCUUUCAUUGGAUCGAGCUUCAGUAUCAAGAAGCUGGGUUUGAAGCGAGCCGGUGCUUCGGGCCCUCGUGCCAGUGUUGGUGGAUACGGUUACCUGUCAGAGCCGCUAUGGUGGGUGGGAAUGGUUGCUAUGGUUGUUGGAGAAUUCGCCAACUUUAUAGCUUACAUUUUUGCUCCUGCUGUUCUUGUUGCACCUCUUGGGGCGUUGAGUAUUAUUGUUAGUGCUGUUCUUGCACAUUUCUUACUGGAGGAGAAGCUGACGAAGAUGGGGAUUCUGGGGUGUGUUCUUUGCAUAGUGGGGUCCACAGUGAUUGUUCUUCACGCACCUGAUGAGAUCACUCUGACUUCGGUAGAAGAAAUCUGGGUUUUAGCAACCCAACCUUCAUUUCUUUUGUAUACAGCAUCAGCAAUCGCUGUUGUGCUAGUGCUGACAUUGUAUUGCGCCCCACGCUAUGGGCAGAGUAACAUAUUGGUUUACAUUGGCACAUGCUCCAUAGUUGGGUCUUUGACAGUGAUGAGUAUAAAAGCUUUAGGCAUUGCAAUAAAACUCACAUUGGAGGGUAAUAACCAGCUUGCAUAUUUCCAGACAUGGAUAUUUGCAACGGUUGCAGUAACAUGUCUCAUUACUCAGAUAAAAUAUCUAAACAUGGCAUUGGAUACUUUCAACACCGCAGUUGUUUCCCCUAUAUAUUAUGCUAUGUUCACUUCUCUCACAAUUUUUGCAAGUGUCAUAAUGUUUAAGGAUUGGUCUGGUCAGAGUGCAAGCAGUAUACUAUCAGAACUCUGUGGACUUGUCACUGUGCUAUCUGGGACCUCUAUAUUGCGCAGUACCGAAGAUCUGGAUCCAACCCCUAUUACAGAUUUAUAUGCACCACUUUCACCAAAAAUGUCAUGGCAAGUCUAUGGGGAAUUAUCAAAGCAUAAGGAUGAUGAUGAGCUGACCCCAGAUUUUGUUACCAUUUUUCGACAAGACUAUUUCACUUAGAUGAAUUUCAGGGAGCUUCCAAUUUCAUCGAAUACAACUUGCUGGUGGCUCUUGCAAGCACAGAAGUAGUUGCUGAAAGCCUAUGGUAUCAUUGUAUAUAUUGGGAGAUGAAACUGGCAGUUCAAAUCUGAUUUCUUCAUCCACUCAGCAACUCUAUGGUUGCAGCUACGGGGUCUUUGUAUACUUGCAAGGCAAGUUUAUGUGGUCAUUUUUCUGCAAUCUGGAAUCCAACCAGCUGUGCAACUGACAGCAGGUUAUCUUUUGCAGCACAGGUAGCAAACUUAGCUGUAUUUUUUGGGGAUGGCCUUCACUUUCCUUUGAUCUUGCACAUGACAUCAUUUGAUUCUUUUGUUGUAUGAGUCCAGUUACUGGUUUGGGUAAUGAUCUAAUCCCUGCCUUUAUAGUGUGAGACGAAAAGAAUGAUUGUGCAUUUCUGAAUGAGGUCUCUACCACGGGAUGAUAAGAUGUAGUUUUGAGUGGAAAGUAGAAUGAUAAUUUUUUUCGUUGUCAAUAAACCUGAAACUGCAAUCAUUUCAUAACGUUACUCAA